CGCCCCCUACCCGCCUGCCCGCCUGCCCGCCUACCCGCCUACGCAUUGUCCACUACAUCCACUCCUCACCGCAUCCACAAACCCCCACCCACAAUUGCCUGCUGCCUCUCCGUGCUCGCCACGCUCCUUUUCUUUCCUUCCCUCUUUUAUUUCAAACAUGGGUGUCCGGGCUAUGUUUUCGCGGAAAGUCCGCCACAUGCGGCUCUGGCAUCCGGUCACUAUGCUUUGUGGUCUGGUUGCAAUCAUGAACAUUGGUGUCCCCUUCAAAUACCCCAUCUCUCGGUACCUGGGAGGGUCUUACCUGGACUACUAUCUUUUUAACCGGCCGACGGAUGGCGGCUUCCACGACCCGUGGCCAUAUCCAUAUGACCAGGAGGCCGUACUGCACCAUCGGAAGCGCAUGGCCGAGAGUCUCAGUGCCUCCAUCCGACAGAAUGAUCUCAGUGAAGUCCAGAAGCUCACGCUUCGGUCCCAACAAAUGUGGACCGAGUUCCGGGACUCUGUGGCCCAGCAGUUCGUGGAGAAUGGUGACUUCGCCAGUCCGGAGGAGGCCCUCACAUACACCAGUCCCCACUGGUCUGAUAUCAUCAGUCUCUUCUGAGGGAUAUCACCCCCACACGAGUGCACAAGAGGCGCGCGUGUGCAGACGCAUGUGCGCCUAUCUGUGCGCUCCCCCCACAAAUAGACUUCAUAAAUAUGCCC
This is a messenger RNA of Fonticula alba, 702 nucleotides long. RefSeq lists its product as hypothetical. Lineage: Eukaryota; Rotosphaerida; Fonticulaceae. The transcript is spliced from 3 exons. The record is from RefSeq and is a predicted model, not a curated record. The coding region runs from base 158 to 601 and encodes 147 amino acids.